Molecule: messenger RNA, 5912 nt
Organism: Engraulis encrasicolus (European anchovy)
Lineage: Eukaryota; Metazoa; Chordata; Actinopteri; Clupeiformes; Engraulidae
Product: transmembrane protein 131-like
Exons: 42
Coding region: 45-5855 (1936 amino acids)
Cellular component (GO): membrane
Source: RefSeq, a predicted model, not a curated record
AAGGUUACGCGUUCACAGGGACACACAUACACAGACGCGACAGCAUGGCGAACGCGCAAAGAACUCAGAGUUCUCUCAAGCUGUCACAGACAUCGAAGUCAACAUGUCACCCUCUUUUUCGGCUUUUGUUUUUUGCUUUCUUUCAGGUGGCACAGGCAAACAAGCAAGCUUUUAUUCAGUCAGACUCCAUCCUGGAGGUGUUACACUUUGGGGAAGGAGGCCUCUUGCAGACAGAGUCUGACAUCGAUAUUAGUUCAUAUCAUCAGAAAAGCCCCCCACUGCAUCGGGGCAACUGCAGGCCCAUACGCUUUGAGCCACCCAUGCUGGACUUUCACGAACAGCCAGUUGGAAUGCCAAAAAUGGAAAAAGUUUACCUGCACAAUCCUAGUUCAGAAGAAAUUAGUUUGAUAUCGAUAUCAGCGACAACAGCACAUUUUCAUGCUUCUUUUUUUCAAAACAGGAUCAUCCCUCCGGGGGGAAACACAUCUUUUGAUGUUGUCUUUCUAGCAAGAGUAGUAGGCAACGUAGAAAAUACUUUAUUUAUUAACACAUCGCACCAUGGAGUGUUUACCUACCAGGUGUUUGGUGUGGGUGUCCCUAACCCAUACAGACUGAGGCCCUUUAUAGGGGCUCGCGUCCCUGUCAACAGCAGCUUCUCACCGCUCAUAAACAUCCACAACCCUCACAGCGAACCCUUGCAGGUAGUGGAGAUGUACUCGAGUGGAGGCGACCUGCACCUGGAACUGCCCACCGGGCAGCAAGGAGGGACCAGAAAACUAUGGGAGAUCCCUCCCUUUGAGACGAAAGGGGUGAUGAGGGCCAGCUUCUCCUCGCGAGACGCUGACAACCACACGGCCUUCAUCCGCAUCAAGACCAACGCCUCAGAUGAGGACGAGUUCAUCAUCCUCCCCAUGGAGGUGGAGGUCACCGCAGCACCUGGGAUAUACUCCUCCAUAGAGAUGUUGGACUUUGGUACACUACGAUCUCAAGAUCGACCAAAACAGCUAAAUCUGCACCUGCUGAAUUCCGGAACGAAAGACGUCCCAAUCACAAGUAUACGGCCAACACCAUCAAAUGACGCAGUGUCAAUAGAGUUCAAGCAAAUCACACUUAAAGCUGGAGAAAAUAAAUAUACCAAAGUUGCGAGCAUUAGUUUUGAUGCAUCAAAGGUGAAAAGGCCAUCGCAGAUAUCUGGUAAAAUUACAGUGAAGGCGAAAGAAAAAAGCUACUCCAAACUUGAAAUUCCAUAUCAAGCGGAAGUUUUAGAAGGGUAUUUGGGAUUUGACCACACGGUGACAUUGUUCCACAUCAGGGAUAGUCCUCCUGAUCCUCAGGAGAGGCCCAUCGUGCUCACCAACACCUUCAGCUUCCCCAUCCUCAUCCACGACGUCUCGCUGCCAGAGGAGACCAGGACCAUGUUCAGAGUGCUGAACUUUAGCGAGCCGGUGCUGGUGCCGCCGCGCGAGGCCCGUACCAUCUUCUCUCUGCGCUUCCGUCCCGCGCGGCCCUCCAUCCACAUCGACAGCAACAUCCUGCUCAUCACCAACGCCUCCCGCUUCCACCUGCCCGUACGCGCCUACACCGGCUUCCUGGAGCCGCUGGUGCUGCCCCCUAGUCUGGAGGAGCAUGUGCUGGACUUCAGUGUGCUCAGCGCCACCGACUCCAGCAGCAUCGUGUUCGUGGUGGUCAACAGUAACCCUAUAGAGCUGGUGAUUCGUCCGUGGCUGGUGACGGGGGACAGCCUGUCCAUGGAGCUGCUGAAGACAGAGAGGGGCAACAGGACGACAGCGCUGGGCAGAGCCAAAGACCUCCACAGCUGCACUGCCUCCACACACAAAACGGUCAUCCUGGCCUCUGGUUACUACGCAGCCUUCAGGGUAACGCUGGUUGCUAAGGACCUAGAGGGUGUGUACGACGGGGCCGUGCACAUCACAACAGACUAUGAGAUCCUCACCAUUCCAGUCAGAGCCGUCAUAGCGGUGGGCAGUUUGGCCAGUUCCCCAAAACACAUCGUCCUUCCCCCUUCCUUCCCGGGCAAGGUGGUGCACCAGUGCUUGAGCAUCAGCAGUUCCUUCUCUCAGAGAGUGAGAGUGCAGCACAUCGGCUCCCUGACAGACGACCCGCGCUUCUACCACAAGCGCCUCAAGAACAGCAGAGACGAGCUGGAACCCAAACGCAGGUCCAAGGUGGCAAACAUAUAUUUUGAUGCCAGCUUGCAGUGCAGUAACCACUGUUAUGUGGGCCUGCCUUUCCUGAGGAAAUAUGACCCGAAGCCCCAUGGGCCCUGGAUGCAGGAGGACCAGUGGGACGGAGACGCAGACCUGCACCAGAUGCUACUCAGGACCUGGGAGCAGAUCAGGGACGGCUCCCGCGACGAGGUGGAGGGUGUGUUCGAGGUGGACACUGACCUCCAGAAGAACGUGCAGGCCCGGGUGAGCGCGCGCAUGGUGUGGCCGUCGCUGGUGCAGUCCUCACGCCACAUCCUCUUCCCCCUCACCAGCACCAACAGCUCCUCGGAGGUAGAAGUAUUACUUGAAAACCAGGCGGACGGGCCUGUCUACGUCCAGAUCCUGCCCCUGGCUCUCUAUCCAAACCCCUUGGCAUUCGCCGAGAAGCUCUUGGAAAGGUUCCCUGUCAAAAACCUGCCCAGUAUUGAUACCAACACUUUGGAGUUCCAGAUACACAGGAAUCAGACGUCUCUGACGAGAACCAGCAGUGGCUUCACAGAGGGGCAGAGCCGUCCGUUCGUCCACAACCUGCACCUCCUCCCGGGGGAGUCGAAGGCCUUCACCGUGAGGUUCAGCCCCAUCAGCAACAACACGCUCUCCUCUCUGCUCAUCAUCAGGAACAAUCUGACGGUGUUGGACCUGCUGCUGGUGCAGGGGCAGGGCACCUACGAGAGCCUGAAGAUGGCGGGCAAACCUCCCGGGCCAGGCAGCUCACUCCGCUUCAAACUCACUGAGGCGCUGCUGCGAGACUGCUCAGAGAAAGUGAAGCUGAAGGAGCCCAACUUCAGCCUGAGACGAUCCUUUAAGGUGGAGAACACGGGCCGCCUCCCGCUGCACGUCCAGACCAUGGAGAUCAACGGAUACGCCUGCGAGGGAUACGGCUUCAAAGUAGUCAACUGUCAGGAGUUCGUGCUGAAUCCAAACAUGUCCAAAGAUAUUGUUAUAAUGUUCACUCCAGACUUCACAGCGUCGCGUGUGAUCCGCGAGCUGCGGCUGUUUUCUGGCGGCGGCUCGUCGUUUGCAUUCGUGCUGAACGCCUCGUUGCCGUACCACCUCCUGGGCACCUGCUCCGAGGCCCUGCCACGCCCCUCCUGGGAGCUGGAGCUCUACGUCAUCAUCUCCAUCAUCAUGAGCUCCAUGUUUCUGUUGGUGCUGGUGACUGCAUACCUGGAGGCGCUGGGGAUCUGGGAGCAGUUCAAGAGGCGGCUGUCCUUCGAGGGAGCCAACUCCAGCAUGGAAACGGGCCGACCGUUUGACCUCAGGGAAAUAGUCCGAAUUCAUAAUGACUCGAACUCCAAUGAUCAUGCCGACAGCAACCAUGUGUCUCGCGGCGGCGGUGGUGUCUACAACAGCAACACAUCAUCCAAGGGGGGCGGUAGACAAAGCGCAGGCUCAUCUCACCACCACCACAGCAACAGCAAUGGCCACCUCGACCGCUCCUCAAAGGGCGGUCACGGCAAAGCAUCUAUGCAAACCGCCCCAGCCAACACACACAGGGGCCAGGACAGCCCCACGGCUCCGGGGCCCAGCACCAGCCGCAAGGGGGGCCGCGGGGGCUCCAAAGGGGGUCACAGCCAGUCUCAACAGCAGCAGCAGCAGACCAAUCAGAACCAGCACCAGGGCCAGACGGGUCAGGACAGCAGCAGUACCAGCACCAGCCAGCGGCGCUGCUCAGACGAUUCGGACUACAGUAGUCUGGUGGAGGCAAUGGACAGAGAUCUGGACCGACCCGAAUCUCCGGCCACAACAUCAGAUGUGUUUCUAGAGCAAGCCCCAUUGGUACAGGCCACACAGAGCAAAGCCUCACAUUCUAAAGGGAAAACCCAGCAGCAACAACAACAAAAUCAACAGCAACAACAGCCGCAGCAGCAGCAGUUGAAUAAGAAAACGAAGGCCCAGAAGAAGCGUGAGGAGAAGGAGAAGAGGAGUAAGGGGAGCAGCAGCAGGCCUCAUGCGGUGGAGGAGGAGAUGAAGCUGCUGGAUAACGACGACAGCUCCUCAACCACCACCGAGGCCUCCAACCCUGACACAGAGGCAAGCAGCAAAGAGGAGCCAGUGAAUAAUAAAAAGGGUCGGGCCAUGGCAGCAGAGAAGGAGAAGGACGACGCAGCAGAGCCCCAGUCCAAACCACACAACAAGAAGGCCAAACACACAGAAGCCACAACAGACUCAAAGACUAGUUCAUCAUUAGAGCUUCCAUACGUGACCCCUCUGGAAACCAAACAGAGGAAGAAAUUCCCAACCAAGAAUCUGAUGCAGCAGGCCCUCACCAACAAUACCCCCAAACCCAGACCAGCACCCAAAUCAGCAGCAGCCACAGAGGAGAAGUUGUCGGAGUUCCGCUCGUCUCCGCUGGGUAAGAUGUUGUCGUGCAGCCCCAUGACGGACCUGGCCACCAGCAGCGGCUCCGAGGGCGACAAGGACUCCUCGCCCCCGCCAGAGUGGGACUGCGUACCCCUACACAAAUGCCCCCAAACCAUCGACAGCCUUCAGCAGAUCUCGCUGCAGACCUUGAAUGCGGACCCCUUCCUCAAGCGCUCCAGCCACGGCAGCUCCUCCUCCUCCUCCUCCUCCUCCUCGGCUGGGGCCGCAGGGGCCUCCUCCUCCUCCUCCCUGUCUCGCACCUCCUGCUGCUCCCCGCCGCUCCCCUCCUCCCCCAGCCUCAACCCCCGUGGCACAUACAGCAGCGUGGUCAACACUGGCGGCGAGUGUCCCCCUAAAGUCGCCACUGGAACGAAGAAUAAGCUCACCAAGUCCGUGUCCCUGCCUGGUCAAAAUGGCAACCCCACCUUCGCCGCCGUGGCUGCUGGCUACGACAAAAGCCCAGGAGGCAGUGGUACAACCAAAGCUGCCGUUAGUAGAACAGAAACUCUGGGCAAGGUGUCUCACACGACAUCGGUGGACAGUGAUGGAUCUGACAGCACUGGCUUAUGGAGCCCCAUCAGUAACGUCAGCAGUCCGGGCUUCAACUCUGCCAACUCCUUCUCCGCGUUUGGGCCCAGCAACACCUUCAACCUGUCAGGAGUGUUCAGUGGGAUGACGUCCCCCAAGAGCAGCGAGUGCCAGCCGGUGCAGCAGAGUUGGUCUGAGUACGGAGGCUGCUGCCCGUCCUCCUCGCCCUCCUACUGGGCCGCCGCCCCCGGCACCCCCACCGACCCGCUCCACUCCUGGCCCUCAAGCUCCGGAUCCGGACCCACCACGCCAACCACGUCCAUCCUUGGCAGCAGCAGUCUGUGGUCGACCGGCGUCCCGUUCAGCCCCUCCAUCUGGUCCACCAGCGGGGACACCUUCCCACCCCCGUCCUCAUCGCCCUCCUCCCCCAUCUCCGACCUCAUGGGUGGGGGUGCCCCCGACGGCAGUGGCAGCCACAGCCACAGCCACAGCCACAGCCACAGCAGCGGUGGUGUUGGUGGUGGCAUCCCCCCGGCCAACCUGGCUGUGGGGAGCGGCCCCGUCCCGGGCCCCGUCUCUGGCGUUGGAGUCGGAAUUGCCCCCGGAGUUGGAGUUGGCGUUGCACCCCCCAUGGUGGAGCUGAGUCGCGCCUACAACCCCUGGAGCAUGUGGAGACCCACCCUGACGCGCCGCAGCUCAGAGCCCUGGCCCAACCCCCCCGACACGGGCAACUAAGAGCAGCCAGCGCACAGGACGGGAAACACCACACCACACCACACCACACCACACCAC